Molecule: messenger RNA, 3056 nt
Organism: Colius striatus (speckled mousebird)
Lineage: Eukaryota; Metazoa; Chordata; Aves; Coliiformes; Coliidae
Gene: PSMD5
Product: proteasome 26S subunit, non-ATPase 5
Exons: 10
Coding region: 6-1520 (504 amino acids)
Biological process (GO): proteasome assembly
Cellular component (GO): cytosol
Source: RefSeq, a predicted model, not a curated record
CCAAGAUGGCGGAGGCCGUGUGGGAGCUGCUGGAGCGGGCGGCGCGGCGGGAGGCGCCGCUGGAGGAGCUGCGGGCCCUGCGCCUCGCCCUUCAGGCCGUGCCGCCCGCCGCCCUCCGCGCCCGCCUCGGCCACGACCACCUGGCAGCGCUUUUCGCCCUCCUCAGCGUCAAUGACCGGGAGCAGGUGUCUGAAUGCGUUUCCAUCCUGGAGAGGCUUCUGCAGGCCCUGGACCCGAUCUAUCUGAUACAGAACCUCAGGGAAGAGCUUCAGAAAGGACUUUUCCACCCUGACGACUCCGUGAAAAUCCUCACGAUAUCCCAGGUUGGGAGAAUUGUUGAAGAUUCAGGUGCUGUCACAGAAAUUCUCAACAGUCCUGAACUCUUACGGCAAAUUAUCAACUGCAUUGGUGGAGAGAAGAUAGCAGUGGCCAAAGAGGCCAUCAAAUCUCUCUCAAGAAUUGCACAAACACAGGAUGGCUUGGAGGCUUUGUUUGUCAGCAGCCUGUUGAGUGACUUGAAGAGUGUCAUGGCAACAAACGACGUCGUUCGGUACAGAGUGUACGAGUUAAUUGUUGAGAUUUCUUCGGUGUCAGCAGAUUCGCUGAAUUACUGUGCAAACAGUGGAUUAAUCUCAGAGCUAAUUGGAGAGCUGACUGGAGAUGAUGUGCUGGUCAGAGCUACCUGCAUAGAGAUGGUGACCUCCCUGGCCCACACUCCCCAGGGCCGUCAGUAUCUGGCUCAGCAAGGCGUCAUCGAUAAGAUCUCCAACAUCAUCCUUGGUGCUGAGUCUGACCCUUUCUCAGGCUUCUAUCUGCCAGGAUUCAUUAAAUUUUUUGGGAACCUGGCUGUGGUAGACAGUCCCCAGCAGAUCUGUGAGCGAUACCCUGUCUUCAUGGAGAAAGUCUUUGAAAUGGCAGAAAGUCACGAUCCCACCAUGAUUGGAGUGGCUGUGGACACACUGGGCAUCCUGGGAUCAAAUGUGGAAGGCAAACAGGUUUUACAGAAAACCAGAAGCAGGUUUGAGAAGCUGCUGAGCAGAAUAGGGCACCAGGCAAAGAACGCCCCCACAGAGCUACGGCUGCGCUGCUUGGACGCCAUCGCGUCGCUUCUCUACUUGUCUCCAGAGCAGCAGACUGAAGAUCUCCUGAGGAUGACUGAGUCGUGGUUCACAUCCUUGUCUAGCCAGCCCUUGGAGCUCUUCAGGAGCAUCAGCACACAGCCCUUCCCUGAUCUCCACUGUGGGGCUUUACGGGUGUUCACUGCAAUUGCAAAUCAACCAUGGGCCCAGAAGCUGAUGCUUGACAGUCCAGGGUUUGUGGAGUAUGUUGUAGACAGAUCUGUGGAGCCUGACAAAGCCUCGAAGGAUGCCAAAUACGACCUGGUGAAGGCCCUUGUAAACUCUAAAACAAUUGCUGAAGUCUUUGGGAAUCAGUAUUACCUGAGGCUUAGGGCUUAUUUGCAUGAAGGCCCUUAUUAUGUUAAGGCAGUUUCUACUACAGCUGUGGAGGGAGCAGAAUAAUGUCAUUGAUGUCUUGGUUCCUCUUCUUGCAAACCAUAUUACUGGAAUAGGUGUUAAGGUGUAAAGCAACUCCACUAUGGAGAGUCUUUAAGUUGUCUCUUGAAAGGAAUAUUGAAGCACUUUGACUCUUGAGUCCAUGAGAGCAAAUCAAAACCUCCAGGGCACAGCAUAAUCUCCCUUAGAAUGCCAUGGCAGAAGUUCUCUGUGUACUGUCAUGAGACAAGUAACCAAGGUGAGCACUGUCAGCUGCUCACUGGCCUGCUCUGCAGGAAUUAGUGGUGUUGAGUUAAAUUGUUUGUGGGUUUGGAGUUACUAUAAUGUUUCCUUAGUAGAUCACAGAUCAAUUAAAAACCCAGAACACCCUGAGGUUGGGAACCUCAGAUGCUGAUGUUUCUCUUUUGUUUUUUUUAAGUUGUUUUUCUUUUCUCUCUGCCCAAGUUGGCACUUGCACAGAGCCCACUCAGAGGGUUCUGUCAGAGCCCACUCAGAGGGUUCUGUCAGAGCCCACUCAGAGGGUUCUGUCAGAGCCCUCCUGGGAAGAAUAAGCUGGUAACAGUCUGUCCACAUGAGGGAGUGCAAACUGGGUUCCCUUCUGUUUCCCACUUGCUGGAUGAAAGUCUUGCUUGAAUAAAUAACCACAGAUAUUGUUUACAUUUUAUGCUGAAGAUGAAAAAAAGCUUUUAGCCCUUUUAAAAACCAGUGAGUGUGCACUCUGGUGUCUAAAACCAGACAGGGAGCUUUCUCUCUUUUGUUGACUGCAACUCUCUGUGGCAGCUCAGCUCAAAAGGAGCGUGAGUAUAGCACAGCAGCUCUGCUUCAGAACCAAAUCUUAUCUUGUUUACACUGUUUUUUAACAUGUUAAGUGUUAUUUAAAGAAAAAUGUAUGUUUUGUGUUGGCCUGAGUUAGAAUGGAAAGAACACAGAGCUUUUGUGCUGAAGGGUAUGAACUGCAUCAGGAGGAUGGAGAUGAAGUUGUCCUCUCCUGAAGCUGGUCAGCCAGCUGUGGAUGUGGGGCCAGACUGGCUGGACACUCUAGUGACAUGUGAUGUGUCUUUGUCCAUAAGUGGAGACCACAAUGUACUUUAUACAGAAGAUUUAUAUCAUUUUUGUUAAAGACAUAAGAUGCAAAUCUAAGGAAUAGCUGGGGGGAGGGAGCAUAAUCCUUCAUGUAAUUACUGCCUUGGGGCUUUAGGAGUGUGUCAAAUCGGGUUACACCUCUAUGGGAAGGUACUUGCCCCAUGUCCUGCUCUGCCAGGUAAAGCCACAUGAUCUAGUCACUCAGUGACUCUCUUCUUGCUUGUGGUAGCUUUGAGCUGCAGCAGAAGUGAUGGUGUUGACUGCCAAAAAUUGCUGCAGAGCACUGAGGUGGGCUCAGAGUAGCUGGGGGAGACCCUUUAGUGUUUAAUAAGCUGCCUGAAGGCAGAGUCUCUGCCUUGUUGCUUCUGAUCUGAGAUGUACAGAAGUUGUCAUCCACCAUCAUGCUGCUGCUGCUGCAUUCAUCCUGGAUGUGCAUAAUAAACAGCUGCUAGUGAGAAA